Lineus longissimus is the source of this 7440-nucleotide messenger RNA. RefSeq names its product very long chain fatty acid elongase 6-like. Gene Ontology annotation, molecular function: fatty acid elongase activity. Gene Ontology annotation, biological process: fatty acid elongation, polyunsaturated fatty acid; very long-chain fatty acid biosynthetic process; fatty acid elongation, saturated fatty acid. The record is from RefSeq and is a predicted model, not a curated record. NCBI's taxonomy places the organism in Eukaryota, Metazoa, Nemertea, Pilidiophora, Heteronemertea, Lineidae. Bases 143 to 997 code for a protein of 284 amino acids. Gene Ontology annotation, cellular component: endoplasmic reticulum membrane. The transcript has a single exon.
UGACGGAUAGUGUCACCCGGCGUUCUUUGCUUAGAGGGUUACUAAGCCGCAUCUGUCUUGCUUCCCGAUUUGUCUUUCUGAACACAUUUGCCGUCUAAAAUUCUCUAUUUCUCUGAACUGGGAGCAGCAACUACUCUGUGAAAUGGCUUCAACAGGCGCUCAUAUUGACUCGAUGAUAACUGGAGUCAACAGAACUGUAGCUGUGGUGUUUGAUUUUGAGAAAAAAUGGCUUAGUGAAACUGAGCCAUCUUUCAUGAAUUGGAUGCUCAAGAACUGGACAAUGUGUUUCAUCUAUUCGCUUGUCUACAUAGCUAUUGUGCAUUGUGGCCGCAUGUAUAUGGAGAACCGUCCCCGAUAUGAGCUAAGGCCUGCUCUCACUAUGUGGAGCGCGAUUCUCGGGGCAUUUUCCUUGAUGGGCGCCAUAAGAACCUGGCCAGAACUGAUCUAUAGUAUCUAUGAACACGGAGUCCAACAUUCCGUCUGUUCGCCCAGCUAUUUCUACGACCCUGUCACCGCCUUCUGGUCAUUCAUGUUUACGGUAUCCAAGGUAUACGAAUUAGGGGACACCAUGUUCAUCGUCUUGAGGAAGCAACAACUAAUCUUUCUGCACUGGUACCACCACGUUACUGUCCUCAUCUAUGUCUGGUAUAGCUACACGGAACGCACUGCCCCGGGAAGAUGGUUCAUGGUGAUGAACUAUACAGUCCACGCCUUUAUGUACACAUAUUACGCCCUCCGUGCCAUGAGGGUUAGAAUACCAAAGUGGGUCAACAUUUUCAUCACUGCCAUGCAACUAUCACAGAUGAUCAUUGGAUGUACCCUAAAUGUCUGGAUCUACCAAAUCAAGGAACGCGGCGAAACAUGUCAUCAGAGUAAUGAAAAUUUGCAAUAUUCGUUUGUGAUGUAUAUGAGUUACUUCGGACUUUUUGCCCAUUUCUUCUAUACGACCUAUAUGGUAAAGAAGGAGCCAACUGACUCCAAAAUCAAGUCAUCAUGAUCACUUGGGACAUGAAAAAGUUUUCACCUUCAUUACUUGAGUAUCGAAAUAGAAACUAUAGUAUGGACAGUUCCCUUCAUCUUCUGUGUUCAUGGAAGAGUCUCAGUUUGACUUUUGGUGAAAAAACUCUAUUACAUGCAUAGGUUUAUAUAUCCUCAGCUAGACAUAAUUCUUGUCAAUACGCCUCUGAUAACUUAGAAUCUACAGCACAGUCAGCAGUUUGUGUGCAUGCGCAUUAAUAAAUACAAUGUACCUGAGGUAUAAAGUUAUUGCGUAACCGGAUACAAAAUCAGAAAAUUUAGUGUAAACUUCUGUCGUCUGUUGAGCGCAGCACUGUAGAUUCAAAGUCCUCAAAAGAGUUGUGAAUUACAUAUAUAUCAUGCCUGUACCAUUUCAUCUACUAGUCCUAAAUUUUGACACCUGUUGUUACUAGUAUUCAUGCAGUUUCUGUUGAUAAGAUGCAAAAACCUCAGUGGUCAAGAUGUGCAUGUAGCAUCCUCUUAAAGGAAACCUAUAGCGAAAUGCUUAUAAAAAUGGGGAGGUUCCCCGAUGCUUUUUCUUGAACACUGUUCAAAAUUACCAGAGGUUUACGAUAAGAUUAAUCUGGAGUUAAGAAAUCCCAUAUCAUAUACAACAUGAUCAAACAUUGGACACAACAGAUUGCCUGUCGGACAAAUGUGAUAUGGGAUGUACCAAAAUGAAUAUAGAAAAUCGAUUAUCCAUUUGUCCGUUCAUGUCAGUAUGUGGUUUCUGGGAUAAAGUAUGCACCCUAUUCCGUGAAACUUCUUUGGGGAGGGUUUUAUUUUAUUUUAAGUCAGUGGACUUUGACUGAACAAAUAUGGAGGACUGUCGUGAUUUCAAUGUGCUACCGGUAUAUUUAUCGAUUUGUAAAAUUUUUUAUUAGCAAUGGAUGGGAUUUGACCUUGACACCGUCAGAGGUAUUGAUUUAGCCUGAACACUGGUAUUGGAUGCGAGCUUUUCCACUGCAUUACGACUACGAGCGAUCGAUAGCUAAGUCUGCCUUUACUACAUUUAAACUUGUGAUGAUUCAUGUAGCAACUUACAUGUACCAAUUGUUUAGUUUUAUGUCACUUGAACAGACCCAAAAUGAGUGUUAACUGUGUCUAACACCAAACUAAAAUGUUGCGGCUUCAUCCUGGUCCCAUGCAUCACUGCCUAAGCAACAACCGGAUGGGCAGUAGCUUCAAUUCCUCUCAAAAUCUAUGUGAGGUACUCCCAGUCCCAAGUUAUAGAAGACAGGGUCUGUCUCAAGAUAUGGAAUUCAAAGUGAAACUGUAUGCGUGUUAAUAUUCUACAGUUGAUGUGCUAUAUUUACUUAUAAAGGGUUCAGCUGCCAAUGGGUUAAUGCAGCCAAUGUCUGUAUUUGUUGGCUUGAAUACAUGUAACUAUAGUUUUCUCCUAGGAAUUCUAUAAUUCAUGAAGUCAGCCAGGAUCUGAGACUCGGUAAUGCUUGGCGAAAUUAUGCAUCCCGAUUGCUAUUGUAAAUUCUGUCUGUGAUUCUCCUGCAUAUUCAAGUGGGCUACAGUAGUUUUGAUUAUUGUUCAUUCUGGUACACCGGUACUGUAGCUUUCUUGGUGUUUGUAGCCAAAUCAAUAGUUCAUAUCAGCCCAAGAUGUAUAAUUCACUUGUGUACAUGUCUUGCUGAUAAUACAUUUUCUGACUCGCAAGCGAAACAGUUUCGAAACAUGGCCAUCGGCAAAUCAACAGAACUGCGAGGGAGUGUCAUGUAUCAUAUGGUAUAGAACUCCAGCUGCAUUGUAGCCAGUGGGUUUGAUUAAGAAAACAGAUAUGCCAGGGGAUUUGGGAUUGCCCUGUGUCAUUCUGAAUUGCAUAUGUAACCUUUAGGCUGGGUGACAGAUCCAAUUGUCAAACCCAGGAGAAUAUUCACUCCUUUACUCUCCUCUAUCAAUAUUUAUGUUGAUUGUGUAUUACUGUCUAAUAAUUCAUCAGAUAUGGUCAGGUCAGGAUUUAUGGAGUGUCCUGCAAACAAGAUGUUUUAUUGCAGAUUGAUAAUCACUAAUAUGAGUGACAAAGAAAUGAGCCUGUCUGCAAUUAAACCCCUACAGUCAUCAUUGCCUUUGAUAUUUUGGCCGCAAAAAUCAAUCGCAGUCAUGUGUGAUAAUUAUUACAGAUUGCCGCAACAGAAAUCUUGUUCACUGGAUGCUUUAGUACUGGACUUGAAAAAUCUUUCAUGAUUGAUCGAUUUCUCAAGUCUCAAAAUUUAAUGGCAUUUAGGGUUUGAACUUGCUAUGCCUGGUGUUAUCACUUUAAUUGUGUGUGUUUUCUGUCCGUGUAGUAAAGUUUAGAUAUUUUGAUCUUUCUUGAUUUCAGUGUUAUUUUGAUAAACUUUAUUAUUCUGUGAUACCUCAUGAGACAUAUCGAUUCCCAUUCCAAUCUAGACAUUGCAUGCCAGUCUUGCUGCUGCUAUACAAACGAUAAACCCUUUUUCACGCACAUAAGAUUUCCAGUACAUGUUUAAAAGGCCUACGCUGUUUGUUAAAAAUUUUGAAUUUGUAAUUGAAUUUAAAAAUGUCCAAUUGCGAAAAUACAUGCUAAAUAAAAAAGUCAACAUUGCCGUUGUGUAGACUGAUAUACAAAUACUAUGAAUACCAAGUUUAAACAAAUUUGUAUUCAUAAUAACUGCACCACGGCAUUGUGUAUUAGUGGAUUUCUAUUUAACACAAGUGAUUACGAACGGCGUACCCCUUUAAAGGGAAUCCAAAUCUAAACAUUUUUAAACAAAAAAUAUCAUUUUCUUUAAAAGAUUUAACACCCGACUCAGUUCAGUCGGUCAAGUCAUCUGUAAUCAACGAACUUUAAAGAUAGAAAAUGAUAGGACCAGUAGAGUGCAUACUGAGUACUAUUGUACUAUAUUAAAUCAUGGUACUUGACUGCUAUAACAUUCCUUUUUCUCAAGCAAAAUCACUAACUUCUCUUCAAAAUUUGUUAGAAAUACAUUUAUGGAUCACAGGUAGUUAAACUUUUUCGAGAUCUCAACUUUGUAAAUAAUAUUUUAAUUUGCUUAAUUGAUAAUGAUUAUUUGGAUCACUUUAUGUGCUGUCUUAAGCGUAUGCUGUCGUACUUGUAGGACACCUACGUCUGAGGUUAGGAUUUGCCAAAUCAUACUCACUGUAAAGUCAAAAUAAUUUAAAGUGUUAUUCCUUUGUGAAUUUUUAUGUUCAUUUAUUUCAUAGUCACAACAAUCAUAAUUAAUAUCCAUCAAUUAUUAGUGCUUUGUUGAUGUUACAGAAUUUGUAGGAUUUUCUUUAUACAUGUUUAUGUAUGGUGGCUAUUUUUCAUUUGGGAAUGGUGAGAGUUGAUGCAUUGGCUCUAUGAACAAGUUAUAAUUACAUAUUCCAAAACACCUUGGUACCAAUUCCUUAAAAUACUCGAGUGUGUAACUUAUACAUAUUGUAAGAACAUGCACUAAAUUACGGUGCACUGCCCGCCCCCACUGAAGGUCAACACUAAGGAAUAUACACCACAAUGAGACAAUUUCCUGCCACCUGACACUGAUAAUCUGGUGAUGGCAUGUUGCAAUAAUUGAGGGUGUGACAGUUGCCAUGGCAACGACAAGAACUUGUCUGAUAUGUAUUUUUUCAUAACAACAAAUUCCACCUGUUUAGUGGUGGUCGUGUUGUGAAAGGAGAUCUCACGAUGUUUAGGUAUCGGGAGGUGACCAUCAGUUACGUCACACCGGGUUUUUAUGUCGGUCCUGGCUGCAAAAGGUUUCUUAUGUCUCCAGUCCACAAAUGACUGGUUAUGUAAUACACUGUGUAUUAUUCAAGCAUUCUCUUCUAGCUACCUGGGGAUGAAAAACUUCGAAGUAUGUGAUGUAACUGAUGGUGACCUGUUCAGGUGACCAGAACAAUAUAAUUAUUAUUGCAAAAAUUAUAUCUAUUCUGAUGUGCUUGUCAUUCAAAUCUGUGUAUGGUCCAAAACGUAUGUAUUAUUUGUGCUGUGUGGAGAAACGGUCAAAACAAGAAUGAGAUCAAAGCUCAAACAUGUUGCAUGACUUUGCAUUCCCUUAGCUUUGGCACAGCACUCCUAGCUGUGAGAUGAUGAAGAUGGAUUUUGUCCUGAAAUGUUAUUGUGUCACUGUAAAACUAUAACAUAUAUCAUAUUGACUAAGAGUGAAGAAAGUAAAAUAAAAGAAACUUUGUUUUUGAUUCUUCUAUUGUUAACAUGAAUGUAAAAACCCUGAAAAUAAAUUGCUCAUACACAUAACAUCAUGUAAUCUUCCCCAAGUUGUCAAUUAGCGUUCGUUUUUGAUUACUUAGACUGUUGACAAUAUUGUUCUAUCAUAAAACUAAAACAUGUGAGAUGUAUUUGUAAACCCUGUUUGCACCACGGAUAAUGUACGAUUUUUUCAGUUCGCUCAAAGACAUGGAUGCCUGUUUCCUUGUGGGGGUAAGAGGACGAGCCCCCUGGGCAUUUCCCCCUUAAAUUUAGCACAGAACGUCUCCCCCAUGAAAACCUCCCCAAGGCCAUAUCCCCCUAGACAACUACCCCUGGACAUCUGAUCUUCGGGGAGAGCUGUGCGAGGGCCAUCCAAGCAUCCAGGAGCAGAUGUCCUAGGGGGAAGAUUCCAGGGGUUGAACAUCCAGGGGGCACAUGUCCUUGAGCAAAUGGGGUUCUAAGGGGGGGAGGAAUGAUGUCCGAGAACCCUUUGUGGGGAACUGAUAGUGAUUAGUGUAAACUGGGAAAGACUUUAUAAGUGAGACUAAUUUACCCAUUCUGUAUAAAUGCAUCCACCAUUAGAAUAUCAAAAUUAGACAGAUCGUGAUAAGAAUAGGAUUCUAACUGAACAAUAAUCUUGAUGUUGAAACACAGGCACAGCCAGUUUACAGUAUACCAUAUUUAACUGGGUAAUGGUUGAUCAUUUUGCUCAUUUCGCAUUUUGCAUAGGCUGAAUUCCAUGUUUGCUGCUUUUAAAUGUAUCAGAGUUGAAAUUUUAGCUAGUUAAUGUUCGUGUUUGCCUCCCAAAUCACGAAAAAAAAUCAAAGAUUUGCAAGAAUCACUUGGUUUGCAGUAUUGUUCUUAAAAGUCAGACAUAUAAAAUACUGGAUGUACAGACGUUUUACAUGUAGAUGUACAGAUGUAAGGUUCACAUCAGUGUCGGUCAUGUGUGUGAUUGUAAUAUACUAGUACCUAGUAACAAAUUUCAAAUGUAUUGCAUAAUAUUUAAAAACCUAGGGCCAAAUUCAUAAAGGGCGUUUAAGGGUUAGACGUGGGUAACUUCUCUCUAAUCAGUUUCAGGGCCUAUUGAUAUUCUGUGAAGAUUUACAUGACGGACCUGAACCUGUCUAUUCAGUAGUUAAACGCUGUUUUGCGCUAAACGCCCUUUAUGAAUUUGGCCCCUAGUGUCUAAAAGUGUAGCCUUAAAUCCACUGCAUGAUUAGCCAUGCGGUCGGACGAUCUUACUGCAUGAUUAUGAUAAACUUUGAUAUACUUCUGUUCUCAUCGAUAAGAUUUGUCCACAACACAAGAUUUGUUGAAUGAGUUUAAAAGUAUGAUAACAAACUUUGUUGGUCAAACUAAACUUAUUUGGGCAAAGUGAACUGGAUUUUCAAUGUUGUUUGGUGGAAAUUGAGGCUUGUGCUUUGAAUGUGAUGCAUGUGAGAUGUUGUGCAUUGUACCAAUGUUAUAAUGUACACAAUUUUGUAUAAAAAAACUCAAUACAUUGCAAUUACAUGUAGUAUGAUCUAAGAGCUUUGUUUCCAGAAGUAUCCCAUAAAAUUUCGGGCAUGUCAUUUUCAUUCCUCCAUUCUUGGACAUGGUCAUGAAUGGCUGAAUAAAACUUUCUCUGUCACCAUAAAUUAGUCAGAUUUAAGCAAGAAUUAGUAUAAAGGCUUUAUUGAUUCUUGAUCUAGGUGUCUGCAAUCUGGAAUGUAUUUGACAAUGAAUCAAUUUUUUGAUAUUAUUUCCUGAGAAUCUGGUAUCAAUCUAUUGCACUACAUUUUAAAGAAAUAUGUCUUACUGUAUAUGUAUCAGAAGAUUUGAAUAUUACUGCUUUUUGAUGAUGUUAUGAAUCACCUCUACACUGUACCAAUAGUUUCAUUUGAUGUACAUUAGAAACUCUCUAUUAAGGACACCCUUGAAACUGACAAAUGCUGUCCGUGAUAGAGAUGUGUCCUGAUUAAAGAGGUCAAAUUUAAUGGAAACAACCAAUUUGGGACCCAAAUUAGUGUCCUUUAUAGAGAGGUGUCCGCAAGGGAAGGUUCCACUCUAGUUAGUGCACCACUGUCCAGAGCUAUAGUACUUGGUUAAACAAUCAAUUGCUGUAUCGAAUUAGGUAAUUGUACAAUUGUGGUAAUGUGUCUCUGUUAGAUGAUGUUUAAUCGCAUUCUCUGAACUAUCAUACUGCUAUUAAAUGGAAUUAUCCUGAACUAAUGUAAGGUGUAGGCAUUUGUUAAUAAAAA